UGUUGAUGUAGGAGAGACAUGGAGAAGAGGGGACACAUGUUGAUGUAGAAGAGGAUUUUGCAUAAAAGGUACCUGCUGAGUCAUGACCUCACUGUGACAUCACUUCCUGUCAGAUGUUAAUGAAGACGGUGAACCAGCUGAGUGCCGCUGCUCCUCGCAGUCAUGUGAUGCUGCUCGCUCCCCAGAUGCAUUCUGGGAAGGUGCUGUGUGCCUGUCAGGUUCCAAAGGACUCCGCCCUCCUCCCUGCCUCUGAUUGGGCGGUGGCGGUGUGUCGUCACUUCGGGGGGAGCGGCGGGGGCUCUGCGCUGGUCGCCAAGGGAACAGGAAGCAGCGAUGACAUCCCUGAAGCUCUGAAGUGGGCGGAGCAGUUUGCUCGCCAGACAACACAGCGAUGACAUCACAGCGCCUCCUGCUGAGCAGCUGUCUCCUGAUCGGACACGAGGGUUGGGGCAAUGAAGUGUCAACCAAUGGGACAUCUGUUUGGGAUAGGGGUGUGGCUCGUGUACAGGACUUCUCUUUGAUGCUCUCAGCCAAUCAGAGAAACUCUCAUAAGCAGCCUUUCUGUCAGUUAGCAUGCUAACGAUUAGCAUCUUUAAAGGAUUGAUUUUGUGUAUUAGAAAGGUGGACAAAAUAUCAGAAACACCAGGAGACUGUUGGCCCCGCCCACUGCUGCAAUCAGGCUCCUCAUUGGACGACUCUCAGAUGUGAAUUAUUUAGAGAUAAUUUAUGUGAAUUUAACAUUUCUGCGUUUGUAAUAAAUCACUGCUCACUCA
This is a messenger RNA of Notothenia coriiceps (black rockcod), 773 nucleotides long. Its product is annotated as alanine--tRNA ligase, mitochondrial-like. The transcript has 2 exons. The coding region runs from base 114 to 395 and encodes 93 amino acids. NCBI's taxonomy places the organism in Eukaryota, Metazoa, Chordata, Actinopteri, Perciformes, Nototheniidae. Gene Ontology annotation, molecular function: nucleic acid binding. The record is from RefSeq and is a predicted model, not a curated record.